This is a messenger RNA of Cricetulus griseus (Chinese hamster), 2802 nucleotides long. Lineage: Eukaryota; Metazoa; Chordata; Mammalia; Rodentia; Cricetidae. The record is from RefSeq and is a predicted model, not a curated record.
GCCAGUUACCUUAGAGUACUGAGAACUCUGGUGCCUGUGCUCCUGCACCUGUGAGCUACAGGAUGGGGAAUCCCAAGUUGGAGAUUAUCCUCGGCCACAGUGAGUCUGAGGCCAGCCUGGGCUAGGUGAGACCUUGUCUCAAAAAUACUGAGAAUACUCCCUGUGCUGCGCCCAUUUGCUCUAGAAAGAGCUGGAAGGGAAGAUCUCAGGUCCUGGGACUGCUGGCAUACAAUUUUGCUAACAAUUCCUUCAAUUUGCAACGUUUCAAGAAGAAAAAUUGCAUUUCCUACCAGAAAGCGGAUAGCUGUCUAAUGAGAGAGAGAUAGGUGGUGGCUUCUGUCUUUCUCUAGUGAAUAUAUUUUGCUGUCAACAGAUCUGGAAGGUGGAGAAGGGGCCGGACGGGAAAGCCGUUGUGGAAUUCCUCUCCAAUCUUGCUCGGCACACCAGAGCUGUCAAUGUUGUGCGUUUUUCUCCAUCUGGGGAGAUCUUAGCAUCUGGAGGUGAUGAUGCUGUCGUUCUCUUGUGGAGGAUGAAUGAUAACAAGGAGCCAGAGCCGAUCACCUUUCAGGACGAGGAUGAGGCUCAGUUGAACAAGGAGAACUGGACUGUGAUAAAAACCCUGAGGGGCCACUUAGAAGAUGUGUGCGAUAUUUGCUGGGCAAAUGAUGGGACUCUGAUGGCCUCUGCCUCUGUGGAUAACACAGUUAUCAUAUGGGAUGCCAGCAAAGGACAGAAAAUUUCCAUUUUCAACGAGCAUAAAAGCUACGUACAAGGAGUUACCUGGGACCCUUUGGGUCAAUAUAUUGCGACCCUGAGUUGCGACAGAGUGCUUCGGGUCUAUAGCACCCAGAAGAAGCGUGUGGCUUUCAACAUUUCAAAGAUGCUAUCUGGACCAGGGUCUGAAGGAGAGGCAAGAAGUUUCCGGAUGUUUCACGAUGACAGCAUGAAGUCAUUCUUCCGUAGACUCAGUUUUACACCAGAUGGAUCUUUGCUUCUCACUCCAGCUGGAUGUGUGGAAUCUGGUGAAAAUGUGACAAACACAACGUAUGUGUUCUCCAGAAAACACCUGAAAAGGCCGAUUGCCCACCUACCGUGUCCCGGGAAAGCAACCCUGGCUGUCCGCUGCUGUCCCGUCUACUUUGAGUUGAGGCCAGUGCCAGAAACAGAGAGAGCAUCAGAGGAGCCCAGCCCCGAGCUGGUGAGCCUGCCCUACCGUAUGGUGUUUGCCGUGGCCUCCGAAGACUCUGUGGUGCUGUAUGACACACAGCAGCCUUUCCCAUUUGGCUAUGUGUCUAACAUCCAUUACCAUACCCUGAGUGACAUCUCCUGGUCCAGUGACGGAACCUUCCUGGGCAUCUCCUCCACGGAUGGUUAUUGCUCCUUUGUGACCUUUGAGAAGGGUGAACUUGGCAUACCUCUGAAAGAGAAGCCGGUUUUGAACAUAAGAACCCCUGAUACAGCAAAGAAAACCAAGAGCCAGACACACCAGGGGUCUUCGCCAGGACCCAGAUCCGCCGAAGGAACCCCCACCUGCAGACUUCAAGACCCCAGCAGUCCCAGCACCACCCCCUCACCAACAACACAGUCUCCAGCUCCAUCUGCCAUUAAGGACAGUCCCUCAGCCACCCCUGCUGGCAAAAGCCCCUUGCCACGGCCUCCUGAGGAGAAGACCCUGCAGCCUGCUAGUCAAAACACAAAAGCUCCCCAACCCCAGAGGGUGACACUCAACACGCUACAGUUCUGGGGCAAGACACCCCCCCGGAGAAUAAACUUAACGCCGUUAAAGGCAGACACUGCGCCAAGUCCCCUGCCCACCGGUGGAACCACCACCCCCUCCACAGAAGAGACGGAGCCAGGUACACAAAUGGAAGAAACAGUCCUGCUAGCCUCGGACCUGUGCAAUACUCAGCCCCAGCUGGAGGACCUGGACCACUUCUACCCUCCCGAGUCACAGGCUGCCAGAUUGGUCUCCACCCUCCCUUUGGCUUCUCUUUCGUCUGUUCGACCACCAGGGCCAUGCAACUGCCUCUCUGAUUUCCAGUUGGAGUGGGGUGUCCUUGCCAGUCUUUCAUUGCGUAGGUUGUUCUCAGGGCAAGCACUCUGCAGUCCAUGUUUAUGGCCCAAGGCCACAACCAAGGGUGAGUUGAGGGGAGUCGUGCGGGAACCUGGAGGCAGGAGCUACUUCCUGGCUUACUCCUCAUGGCUUGCUCAGCCUGCUUCUUAUAGAUCCCAGGACCACCCGCCCAGGGACGGCACCGCCCACCAUGGGCUGGGUCCCCCCCCCCCCAGUCACUAAUUAAGAAAAUGCUUGCCUACAGCCAGAUCUUCCAGAGGCAUUUUCUCAACUGAGGGUCCCUCCUCUCAGACGACUUUAACUUGUGUCAGGUUGGCGUGAGCUGUGCAGACAGUGAUGUAAGCUUCAGCCGCUGCAGCUGACUGCGCAAUUCUCGCAACUCUCCGUUUGGCCAAAGUCUCAGCUGUGUGUACGGUGGCUCCCAUGGCAGUCUGAGCACUCACUCCUGGGUUCUUUUAUUUAUCCAGUUCUAGCUGGGUCCUGUGGCCUCAAGUCAUUCAUCAUAGUCUGCUUUCUCCUCUGCAUAACUCAGUGUGUUAAUACCUUCUGGUCUGCUCACAAAGCCAGUUAAAUCAAGCUCUGCCCCUCCCUUCACACACAUUUGCACUUACAAAAAUACCCCCCAGCAGGCCAAUCUGUUACAAAUGCUGACAUAGAUUUUUAAUAAAAUAUUCAACAAAAGGUCACAUAUAAGUAUGCCCAAUAAAAAAUGAAUUUGCUUUUUUAAA